Messenger RNA from Yamadazyma jaroonii, 918 nucleotides. Lineage: Eukaryota; Fungi; Ascomycota; Pichiomycetes; Serinales; Debaryomycetaceae. The record is from the annotation of a GenBank genome assembly.
AUGGUUGAGUUAUCAGAUUAUCAACGUCAAGAAAAGGUUGGUGAAGGUACUUAUGGGGUGGUUUAUAAAGCCCUUGAUACCAAGCACAAUAAUCGAGUAGUUGCUUUGAAAAAAAUCCGUUUAGAAAGUGAAGAUGAAGGUGUACCAUCAACAGCUAUUCGUGAAAUCUCACUUUUAAAAGAAAUGAAGAAUGAUAAUAUUGUCCGAUUAUAUGAUAUAAUUCAUAGUGACUCUCAUAAAUUAUACCUUGUUUGUGAAUUCUUAGAUUUAGAUUUGAAAAGAUAUAUGGAAUCGAUUCCUCAAGGUGUUGGAUUAGGAGCAGAUAUGGUCAAAAGAUUUAUGAAUCAAUUAAUUAAAGGUAUCAAACAUUGUCAUUCUCAUAGAGUUUUACAUCGAGAUUUGAAACCACAAAAUUUAUUGAUCGAUAAAGAAGGUAACUUGAAGUUAGCUGAUUUUGGUUUAGCAAGAGCUUUUGGUGUACCUUUAAGAGCUUAUACUCAUGAGGUUGUUACUUUAUGGUAUAGAGCACCUGAAAUUUUGUUGGGUGGUAAACAAUAUAGUACAGGGGUAGAUAUGUGGAGUAUCGGAUGUAUAUUUGCAGAAAUGUGUAAUAGGAAACCUUUGUUCCCGGGUGAUUCUGAAAUUGAUGAAAUAUUUAGAAUUUUCAGAAUUUUAGGUACCCCAACAACUGAAACUUGGCCUGAAGUUCAGUAUUUACCUGAUUUUAAAUCAACUUUCCCUAAAUGGGGUAGGAAAGAUUUGAAAGAUUUUGUUCAAACUUUGGAUGAUCAUGGUAUUGACUUAUUAAUUCAAUUAUUAGCCUAUGAUCCAAGUACUAGAAUUAGUGCCAAACGUGCAUUAGUUCAUCCUUAUUUCCAAGAUGAAGAUGAAUUUUCUAAAUCUGUCAAUAUGGAUUAG